UAAAACAGAAGCAGUAUUUAAAGAAUUGUGCAUAAAAAUGACUCCCGUUUUAUUUUUAAGUUGUUUGAUAUCUUUCGUUUGUGUACAUAGUGAAGUGAUAAAGCCUCAAUUCAAAAAUUACACCAUUAUAGAUAAUACAAAGUCGCAUUCGAUUGGUGUUUGGUACUUAUAUAGCAGCAAAGAAUCUUAUUUCAUACAAAAUGGGAGAGAAUCUAGCAAAUACCUGAAUUGUUCAGACGGCUUCACCAAAUAUUUGUGUUCCUGCCUACAAACCUUAUCAAAUAACUCCUUAAGACCAGGAUUACUUAGUAAUCCUGGUACCAUUCAAAUACCUAUCAAAGACAUACAAGAAGUUUUAGUGGAUAUAGAAAAAUGGUUAGUGAUUUUACCGAGUGGAACAGUUUGUGACUAUCAUGAAGGAAAAUGCCUAGACCUAAAUAUUAGUAAAUCCCUUGGUGUUUGCUGGAACAAAGAAAGAAUUAAAAAGAAACCCGAUAUAGAGAGCUAUAUAGUGGAGGAAUAUACCAUAAAUUUAAACACGUUUAUAGUUUUUAAGUACAACGGAAAUAUAAUUACACUACAACUAUUGUAUUUAAUCAAAAACAACACACGUUUGUGGUGUACUAAUAGAGUAGAUAUGGUGGCUUUUAAAGGCUCUUUAGAGGAUUACUACCAUGAUCACGGUACUACAAAUACGUCAUCUAGAGAGUUGGGGUGUUAUCCUAACAUUUUUUAUUCAAAUGAUAAAAACACAGAAAGUAAAUCUGAUGAUAAUAAUAUUGAAGCUAAUACCAUGUAUGGAAUUAUGAAUUCUCAAAAGUUCCAACAAUUUUCUGAAAGCUUUUGGGUCAUUAAGUUUGUAUGCGUACCCGUUAUUACAACUUUGAUAUUAUUACAUAUGAUUCUAUCCUGUCUGCAGUUCAAGGUUUUAAACGAUUUAAAAAAUGGAAGAUGUGUUCAACAGGAGAAGAAUUCGGAAAAGGAUAAUACAGAAUUAAACAAAAAUCAAUCCAAUACAAAGGAAACUUACUACGAAAGUGUUGACUAUGAUGCCAUGAUAGACCAGUAAGGAUCUGUUUUUAGGUGGAUGUGAGAGGUGGCCUUCAGAUUUUUGCGAAUAAAGUUAGGUGAUAACUUCGUUAAUAAUAAUUGAUUUAUGCUCCUUCUCAAAUAUGCCCGGAACAUUA
Molecule: messenger RNA, 1187 nt
Organism: Diabrotica virgifera virgifera (western corn rootworm)
Lineage: Eukaryota; Metazoa; Arthropoda; Insecta; Coleoptera; Chrysomelidae
Exons: 2
Coding region: 38-1069 (343 amino acids)
Source: RefSeq, a predicted model, not a curated record